AGCAUCAAACGAAUAGCGUCACCAUCAAACUUGAAAUUAAUGUCUCGGAAAGCAAUGAAAGUGGUAGUUGACUUACAGUUUAGAGCGGUAAGACAUUUUUGUUAAUGCAACCAGCUAGCGACCUGCUUCCCAGGUAGUAGUUUACUUGUGGAGCGUCGUGUACAGUGGUGCAUAUAAAUUGGCUGUCUUGAGACUUAACUCAACUGUCUCUGUUCAAACACACUAGCUAACUUUAGUUUGUAAGCUUUCAUGCAAGAUCUAUACAUAACAGUAAUGACAUUCGGUGAUAUAUUUGUGGGAUCCACCCACUGUUUGAUUUUGCCAGGCUAUAUAAUUUUCAUUUGCAGUUAUUAUGUAGCCUUGAGUGUAUUGAUACUACUGCCUAUGCUAUGAGGCCAGAGCUUUUAUGGCACCACAGAUGGUCAUCAUCGGAGAAUUGUUGGUUCAAGCCCCAAUUUGGAUCUUGCUUUUCAAUCGCUACAUUAAACAUGGUGAGCGUGUAUCUGCAAAGCCGGUGUUGUUCAUGACACCAUAACCAUUUAUUCAUUACAUUUCAGGUAUCAUGCCCUGGUGUGCAUUUGUCAGCAAAGGAUGACAUCUACCUCAGUGUGUGCUUCAUGAGCCAAUACCGCAAGUCUGUGUGUCUCCCCCCUGUCUUCCCUCUCCUGUUUCGAGAGAAGAUGAGAUUUGAGAAAUUUCUGUUCACAUCCAGGUGUUCCACUAUGCUGUUGACCCAGGAGAUGUUGCAGAGAUGCUGGAAUAUGAAACGGUCAAAGUUGAAUUGGUACAGUUGAUCCCCCCAGUGGGGGAGGCCCUGGCCUGCUUUGAGGAAGACGCCAGACGCUUCCUAUUUCCAGAGCCCAAAUUGGUUCCAUCCUUCUCUGGAGUGGACAGAGAGGUUCUCAUGACACGCUCCAUUAGCUUCCCUGGCAUUGCUCCAAGGUUAGAGUUCUUCACCAGAACAACCAUCAGUGAGUGCUCUGCGAACGCAGAGGUCAACAGCACCCAUCUCAGGUCUCCAAUGAGGACAGUGGUGCCAAAGAAACACACUAAAAGGUCCCGAAAGGUACACCGGAGAGGCGAUUGGGACGGUGCCUGGCGGGCACCAGUGAUGCCCAGAUCACGCUCCCUCUCUCCGUGCAAAGCCAGCCAGAUGGACAGUUGUCAUGGAAACAUGGGGCGGCUGGCACAGCUCAGUUUGGGUUCCAGCUGGGAUAUAGAUGAGGAGUUUUUACCCCGUCAUAAAAGCGACCCCUGGCUUGGGACUGGACACUCCCCUACACCCCACCUCUCCCCUGUCACGGCCAGACCCACCCUGACCACCGACUCCUCUCCUCGUCUCCCACAGUCCCUGUCCUCUGACACAGACAAUCUCCUGGACUACCCACCAGGUCCAAGCCAACGGUGUUCCCUGGUUAACAUAGGGAGAUCCUCCACCGCUACACCCAGCCAUUCCAUGCUUUUGCACUCCUACAGGGAAAGCUCGAGACAAAAUGGGUCACGCCCCAGCUCCCAGGGCAUGUGGGAGGAGGUCCAACACCGCGUCCGAGGACUCCUUACCACCCCUAGAGCGGUGCACAGACUCGCCCAUGGGGCCACAGACUCCGAGAUAGACGAGGUCCUAGCCCGGAGGUCCAUUUCCCCUAACCGAUGCCCACCCUAGGGAGUCAGUGGGGAACGGCCUGGGAAGGGGUGCCGUUCACUCAACAACUUGAAGCUUUAUCUUCUAUACAACCAGUGAAGAAGCCAAAGUGUCCGGUUCAUUUUGGCAUUGAUUUCAUAUGAUAAUGAUGUCAUAAUUCACUCUGUGUGUGUGUUACGGUUAGCUGAAAUGAAGUAUUAAGGCAUACAUACGGUGGCUAUUGAAGAGAAGUGAUUGACCAGAAUUCAAAGCAUCUCAUUAUAUUAACGCUAAUGUUAUUAGUCAUUUUGUAUGUUUAUUUAUGGUAUUGAAUUGAGGCAGAAACCAUAGAAAUGUAUGUCAUUAUAGUCGUGUUCUGUGGACAUGGUCAUUUUGUGUGAAUAAAUCGUUUUGUGUUAUCUAACAAAAAUAAAUAAUGAAUUUCUCACCCUAUAUUAAAUGCACAGUAUUUGAAAAUAUAAGCUACGGUACAGUAACAUCAUAUUGUUACUCUUGGGUGUGUUCAGGAGAGUGAAACCUGCAGAUAGAACUGUAACGUGCAGAGCGGACUGAGUUGCCUAUUCUCCAUGACAAAGAAGAAUAUCUGCUCGACACAAUGUAUAUCUAUCUGAACGUUGUCAUGUCGCACCUUCCUGAAUGAGCCUCUGGCCUCUAGCCAGCAAACGGGCUGACUUUGGAGUCCUCGGGUGCGUCGGUGGAAAGACAUUAAAGGGGAAUUAUGGGUAGGUCGAUAGUACUCUUUGUGGUCUAACAUCACUCAGGGGAAAUAGCCGGUUAGGUGAUUAUAUAUUACUGCACUAACUGCCUGCUUCAGGAACAUUCUGUUCCAUCACUGUGCCUUUCUAAGCUAUGACCGUUCUAUAGCUAGUCUAGAGGAUCCAAAACCUUAACCUGUGGUAUAAUACAGUGACUGCAGUAUUUCAAAUGGUUUGCUAAGUCGUUCUUGUAGAUAAAAACAAGGUUGUACAGUAACCAAAGGAUGCACAUCCAAUGGUCAGAUGCUGGACAGGAAGAAACAAGUAAAUGAAAGCAGUAAUGUCCACAACUCUAAUUCCGCAUUCUCAACCAUUUCCAAAACCACUCAAAAAGAGAAACGCCCAAGUUAUAUUUUUCUUUAUUAGCUUACAUCUAGUACAUGUUGAUUCAUAUACUGAAGUCAUGUGAACUGUACACACUUUAGCCAUUGAUUGUUGAUCUCAUCAUAACGUGCUUUUGAAAUGUACAGAAGAACCGGAUUCACAAGCUUUAUUUUGAGCCACAUCUGAUCAAUAAAAUGUUAGUUACGUCGCCCUUGACUUGCUUUCCUAUACUCAAUAACUCACCAACUUG
This is a messenger RNA of Oncorhynchus keta (chum salmon), 2971 nucleotides long. It is a transcript of the gene spata6l, whose product is annotated as spermatogenesis associated 6-like. The record is from RefSeq and is a predicted model, not a curated record. Bases 752 to 1663 code for a protein of 303 amino acids. Gene Ontology annotation, biological process: spermatogenesis. The transcript is spliced from 10 exons. Lineage: Eukaryota; Metazoa; Chordata; Actinopteri; Salmoniformes; Salmonidae. Gene Ontology annotation, molecular function: myosin light chain binding.